CGCUGACCAGGUUUUUAUCUUGUAUAUUUGGAUACUGUACACUUCAUCUUGCUACCGAUACCAUCUGUACGUCGAUAUCCGGACUGCAGGACUGUCUUGCAGGCACUAACUUAUUACUUUGCAUUAUGGUCCGGACACUGGCUUCAUAUUCGUUGUAUAUAGUUGCAUUGUACUUGUGCAUACUUGAGCACGUUGCUUGCAGCAAUGCGCAUUGCAUUGGAAUCCAGAGCUCUCCUGAGUGGGCGCAUGAGAACGCGAAAUGUUCUCCAUCCUAUCAUCGUCUACCAUGAGCCUUUCGACCACAAGACGCUCAGUGAUAGCCUGCCGAUGAUCCGUCCGGAGGGUCAAGGUGUAGCCAGCUGCAACCUCAGCUAUGCUUCCUCUGUAGGCGUACUUGGUGAAACAACCUUCCGGAAAAGUCGGAACGCGCGCUUACCUGACCACACCGCCAUCACGCAUGCGCAUUGCGGAGUUGGUAUAUUGAAAAUCGCGUCCGUUAAGCGCCGUUCGUCUCACUAUGAGUCAAGUCGUCCAAAUCGGGUUGACGCCCAUUACCUCGCUGGCAGUGGCCCAGUGCAAUGUGGAAUCGGUUCUGCACCCUUGUUCCUGGUGGGCAGGCAUGUGUUGAUAGCAAUGGAAGAUUGGCCAAGAUAGAUUAAUUGCUGGGUAAUCCUAUGAUGCCCUGGACGAGAGCACUGGGGUACUUGACAGCUUCGAGAGGGCUGUGGGCGCUGCCACAUUGGCAUUCUUCCUACGAAUCUAGAAUGAGGAGCUCGGCGAGUUAUAACAAUUUUGCACCGGAACAGGAUGUUCAUAACAGGCAA
Molecule: messenger RNA, 824 nt
Organism: Laetiporus sulphureus 93-53
Lineage: Eukaryota; Fungi; Basidiomycota; Agaricomycetes; Polyporales; Laetiporaceae
Exons: 1
Coding region: 205-654 (149 amino acids)
Source: RefSeq, a predicted model, not a curated record